UGUGGCGAGUGACGACCGCUGAUCGCCGGUGGGAUGACGAUAGCUGCUGAUUCUUGAUGGGAAGUGCAUCCCUGGCAAACGGCGAGUGAGUUGAACAAGACACGGGUCGAUGUCUCGGCCAGCAUUUUGACAACGAUGUGUCAUGGACUCGGACAGAAUGAUGCUCCGACAAACCAAACUAGAUCUCUCUGAUUGUCCUGGGAUCAGCACGCCAAGUCUUGCUCGAUAAGACUUUGCCAUAGAGAGAGCCGUAGUGGCCAAAACGAUAGAUGAUGCGUGCCAGCCAGGACGGCCCAAAGAAUCAGGAGUGCUGGCGUCGCCCAGAUUGUGGCCCUCGGUGUGCCAGAGAACGAUGCCACAGCCACUUGCACAAUCCAAUCAGACCAGCGAGAGGCCAUGACAACACUGUUGGCCUCGACAGCCUCGAACGUCAUCAGCGGAUGGCUUGGUUUGCCAGGCAUCAAGUCGACAGGAGCAGUCCACCGGGCCAGAAGCCGCAGAUCACUGGCCCUCGCGAGGAGUUGGCCUCCCUCGACGCAUGCAACAGGAUGGGACGAUGCCUGACGACGGGUGGGUGGAUUCUCAAUCCUGGGUGGCGACAGAGCAAUCGACCACAGCCAUCGAUGCUGCUUCAACCAGUUUCCUGGCAGCUUGCCAAGGACGAUCAAGUUCGUGGGUCGAUAGCAGCGCAGCCGGUCGUGGCAGCCACGGAGGCCUGGCAGAUUGUGAUCUGGUCAUGUCCCUCUUCAUCUCGGCAUCCAGGUUGCGAUGAAGAGGGACAGGACCAUGCUGACCACUCGAAUGGGUUGUUCCAUGGGAUAUAUGCUGCGCGGCCUCACGGGGUCUGGAGCGGACAUGCUUGUGCGCCUCGAGGUGUUCAUACGCACCGCACAUGCAUCGACAUAACCAAUAAGCCUAAACCUCAAAUUUGACUGGCCAGCGCCACCGCACUGGCCUGGUUAGAUUCCAAGA
Polychytrium aggregatum is the source of this 972-nucleotide messenger RNA. RefSeq lists its product as uncharacterized. The record is from RefSeq and is a predicted model, not a curated record. The transcript has a single exon. NCBI's taxonomy places the organism in Eukaryota, Fungi, Chytridiomycota, Chytridiomycetes, Polychytriales. The coding region runs from base 270 to 932 and encodes 220 amino acids.